GGGGGUAGGGGCGGGACUUAUCCGCUGAAGAUGGGUGAGCUUCGGGAUGGGAAGAUGUUGGCUGCCAUGUUGGUUCUGGUGGUUCCUCAACGGCCAGUGGCCCGACUCCUCCGGAAAUGGUGGGAGCUACUGCAAUGGAAAUUUCUGGACACUAGGCCAGGUCUUCCCAGCCCUCCGUGGGGACCAGCAUUAGCUAUCCAAGAUUCAACUACAUUUAUAGAACCAGAAAAUACUACUAAUGGAAGUAAGGAGAUCUCCAGCCUUUUGGAUAAUAUCUUUUGGAUGGCAGCACCCAAAAACAGACGUAGCAUUGAAGUUAACCAGUGUAGGAGAAGAAAUCCUCAGAAGCUUAUUAAAGUUAAGAACAACAUAGACGUCUGUCCUGAAUGUGGUCGCCUGAAACAGAAACAUGUCCUUUGUGGCUGUUGCUAUGAGAAGGUGUGCAAAGAGACUGCAGAAAUAAGAAGACAGAUAGGGAAACAAGAAGGGGGCCCUUUUAAGGCUCCUACCAUAGAAUCCAUGGUGCUGUACACAGGAGAGACACCAUCUGAACAAGAUCAGGGCAAGAGGAUCAUUGAACGAGACAGGAAGCGACCAUCCUGGUUCACUCAGAAUUGACGCCAGAGAUGUUUAAACAGUAUAACUUAACAUAAAACAUUUCUCUUGGAUAAAAGGAAGAUUCUUUGUUUUCAGUGUUUUGUGCCUAUUUUAAAAUUAUCAGUGUGACUUAAAACAUUCUUCAUAAGCAGUUAGUUUUAUGUGGAUAAUUUGAAGAUAGGAAUAAAAUCUGAAAAUGUUUAUGCAGAAGUUCAGUGGAUUUACAUGUCUGUUUUUAUUAUAAGAUUUUAAGUAUACAUUAAAUUUCCAGGACAAAGCAAUAAAAUAAUUUAAAAAUCAUACCAAGAGA
Messenger RNA from Phyllostomus hastatus (greater spear-nosed bat), 907 nucleotides. RefSeq names its product mitochondrial ribosomal protein L32 (gene MRPL32). The record is from RefSeq and is a predicted model, not a curated record. Gene Ontology annotation, molecular function: structural constituent of ribosome. The transcript has 3 exons. Bases 31 to 618 code for a protein of 195 amino acids. Gene Ontology annotation, cellular component: mitochondrial large ribosomal subunit. Gene Ontology annotation, biological process: translation. Lineage: Eukaryota; Metazoa; Chordata; Mammalia; Chiroptera; Phyllostomidae.